CUGAGAGGGCGUGGCUGCUUAGCACGUGUAUGUAGCUGCAAAGAGAAGCUUUGUUUCGGUUGUGAGACGGUUUUGAGGUCCUUUCCAGUGUCUGAGUAUCAAGUAUACACAAGUGAAGCAACUGCAUCAAAGGGAAAAGAAAGGCGUUGGCCACUUCCUGUACGCAUUCUUGAGUUCUGAGGGUGUGUGUUGGUGCGAGAAACUCUUAGAGGAUCGAGCUACUCCCUUCUACUGCAGAGUACGAGUAGAGUGUGUACCCAGGCUGUCUAGUUCAAGCUACACUAUUCUGCAACAAGCUACUGUAGUCUGGUCGCUAGAUCUACGAGAAGUAAAGAUGGCAACUCAAGGCAUAGUUCAGAACUCGAGCACAAAUGGACCCACUCCCCCUUUCUCCACGCACACCUCCUUCUUGAGCAACGAGGCCCUUCCUAUCACAGUGGAAGCAUCGCCGUCUACCAAAGAAGGAGACAAAGUUAAUACUGGAGGGACUCAGUCUACUGCUCUGGUUCUUGUUGCCAAAGUUCUAGCUAACCUAAGCCAAGAGACUCUUGCUCGAGCCUGCCUCGCUGUCAAUCCAGAGAGAUUUAUCAGUCCUGCUGAACCUACACAGUUGAUUUUAACUGCUGAAGCUAUCAAGUCUGAAGUAAAAGCUGAACAAAAGGAUGAUGAACAGCCAAGACAAACUCCCUACAUGAAUGGUAUUGAGUCACUCAUCAAUGCUGCCAACAACAACAGUGGCCAAGAUCAAGAGGGAAGUUCUAAUACUCUCCUGCCAGACGGUGAAUGUGACGAUGCGGAGUCUCAGAGUCUCUCUCAGUCACACAGCUCCUUCGCAAGCCACUACUCGACCAGCUCAGCGGGAUCUGGAACAGAAGCAGCAGUCUCUCCUCAAUCUUUACUGACUGGGUCUGGGAAGUCUAGUCGGGGGAAGAGAACUCACUUCUGCCCUUGGGAAGGCUGUGGGAAGGGCUAUGGAAAGAGCUCACAUCUUAAGGCGCAUAUUCGAACACAUACCGGAGAACGACCCUACCCCUGUGGCUGGGAAGGUUGUGGAAAAAGUUUUGCACGAUCAGAUGAACUUGCCCGUCAUUUUCGUACUCAUACUGGAGAAAAGAGAUUUGCUUGCCCCGUCUGUGACAAACGUUUUAUGAGAAGCGACCACUUGAGCAAACAUGUCAAACGACACGCUGUAAAUCGUGCCAAAGGAAGAGACCCUCUUGUCCUCAAGGCUAAAGCUGCCGCUGCCUCGGCUGCAAUGAACACUACCAAUGGACGUCGAAGUGCUAUCAACAGUUCCUCUACUCCACCCUCCACCCCUGGCACGCCACUCACCCCGAAUACCCUCAAAGGAUGGGAAGCUCUCACUAAUGGAGUGUCCCUCAUUCAGAUGCCUUUACCGCAACACCUACCUGUUACCGUGAGUAGCGUACCCUUUAAGAUCGAACCCAACAGUCCCACUGCUGAAGAGCCAAUGGAUAUGGAAACCACCACAACCCCUAUGUCCUUCAAGACAGAGCAAUUCAUUAUGAACAUGAUCGCCUCACAAUCCCCUGCGAUUCCUAUGGCUCAAAUGCCUCCUGUUGUGAUGGAAGCUAGCAUGGUUCCAGCUACACUCCCUCAACAACAAGAAAUAGAAAUCGAGACAAAAUCCGAGACUGAAAUAUAUCCAAUCGCUACUAUUGCGAUGAAUGGAGAGCCGGAAACGACAGCCACUACAAUUGUUUUCACUACACCUGCGCAUGUGCCAGCAUCCGUGAUGUCAUCCUAAAGAUCGCGAGAGGUAAUAAACACACAAACUGAUCUACCUGAUAGUUGUCGAGUUGAUUUUCAAUUUUGUACACUUGUCCUAUGUUAUCCUGCGCAGCUAUUUUUGUGCUGUUUUCGUAUGUUUACUAUGUGUAUAGGUACUGUGUACACACACUCUCAUAGAUAUGUGUUUACGUUUAAAACUUUCAUUUGAUAUUCACAGCAAAUCAUCUGUUUCACAUGAAUUUUGUACACUAACCACUUUGUCAUAAUCAUUACUCUAUGUCCACUUAUAAGAAUUAUGUUAUUCAGAAUUGUAUUCAUUUACUCAUUUUGCACAAUUUGGUUCACGUACAGUUGUUCAUGUUUUAUGUAUUCCAAUGUAAGCUUCAGUAUAUUCUGCCAGUUCUUUCAAUUUUGA
Molecule: messenger RNA, 2167 nt
Organism: Halichondria panicea
Lineage: Eukaryota; Metazoa; Porifera; Demospongiae; Suberitida; Halichondriidae
Product: transcription factor Sp2-like
Exons: 3
Coding region: 335-1768 (477 amino acids)
Biological process (GO): regulation of transcription by RNA polymerase II
Molecular function (GO): DNA-binding transcription factor activity, RNA polymerase II-specific; RNA polymerase II cis-regulatory region sequence-specific DNA binding
Source: RefSeq, a predicted model, not a curated record